AUGAAGAAAGUGGAAGCCAUACGAAAGCUAAACGAGACAGAACUCGAAGAGGGCAUCGCCGGCACAAGCGCCUCAUGGCACCAGAAAUACGAGUCCUGUCCGUUCAUCUACGUCGGCGGUCUACCCACAGCACUCACCGAGGGUGACCUACUAGCUAUGUUUGAGCAAUUCGGUAUCGUUGUCCUUGUCAAUCUCGUGCGUGAAGCAGACACGGGCAAGUCGCGCGGGUUCGCCUUUCUAAAAUAUCACGACCCAAGAAGCGCCGUCCUGGCAGUCGAUAAUUUCACAGGUACUGAGGUGGGCGGUCGCACAUUGCGCGUCGACCAUGCCGAAGACUUUAAAAUCCCAAAUGAGCCAGGUCGGGGCAUAAUUGAUACAACACCGCCACAGCUUAGGGCUGAAGAUAGCUCCCGUCCGAGCGGUCGCCCGGCAACCAAUGAAAGCAAUGCGAAUGAGAUCACUGCAGUUGUCAAAAAGGAAACAGAGAAGGAAGAUCGCCGAGAGAGAGCCGUCUUUGAGAGGUGGCAAGCCAUGAAUAAAAAACGUGAGAGGGAAGAGCGUAAAAGACAGCGACGGAGGAGCGAUAAGGGGCACCCCGCAGUCCAGAGGGACGGACACGACCUCGACAAUUCGAUCGACCGAGAAGCAAAUGUUCAACCCCCCAAUGGCGAGGUAAACCGUGAGACAAGGCAUGCAAGAGUAUCGGAAUCUCGCAUUGAAAAGAGAAGACAUAAGGAAGAACGACGGGCCCGAAAAGCUGAACGUGCCAAACUUCGGGAAGAACGGAAGCGAAGGAGAGCAGAGCGUGAAGGAGAGCGGUAA
Chondrus crispus (carragheen) is the source of this 822-nucleotide messenger RNA. RefSeq lists its product as hypothetical. The record is from RefSeq and is a predicted model, not a curated record. Gene Ontology annotation, molecular function: RNA binding. Gene Ontology annotation, biological process: mRNA splicing, via spliceosome. The transcript has a single exon. NCBI's taxonomy places the organism in Eukaryota, Rhodophyta, Florideophyceae, Gigartinales, Gigartinaceae. Gene Ontology annotation, cellular component: catalytic step 2 spliceosome; precatalytic spliceosome; U2 snRNP. Bases 1 to 822 code for a protein of 273 amino acids.